Messenger RNA from Sphenostylis stenocarpa, 2316 nucleotides. The record is from the annotation of a GenBank genome assembly. Lineage: Eukaryota; Viridiplantae; Streptophyta; Magnoliopsida; Fabales; Fabaceae.
AUGGUUUAUAAUUUAGUUAGAUUUGCUGCAGAAAUUAAAGGAAUAUAUGCUGGUAUUUCAUCUUUCAAUGACUCAACUUCCAGCCUUGAUCCUUCUGUUGGUGCUAGAAAAUCAUUUGAUGAUAACUGUUACAGCAGAUUUGCUAACCCUGUCUGCAAUGAUACUACUGCUGAUACAAGUGUGGGUUCCCCUAAUAACAAAGAUUUGACAGUUAACGAGAAAUGUUCCAUGAAUAUUGAAGUUAAGGAUUCUAGUGCAAGUAAAAGAAACAAGGAAAAUCCUAGUAACACUACUGAUGAGACUCGAUUGAAAUCAAAAUUUCCCAAAACUAAAUCUGAUACAUCUCAUGACGAGGCAGCAAAUUCGGGUAGUCAUGAACGCAGAAGAAAAGUUGCAAUUCUUGAAAAAUCAGUAACAGAUACAUCUAAAUGCAAAACUGUGCCUUACUUGGGUGGUUCUAGUAAAUAUGCUGUAAUUGAUGAUGUAGAAGAAGAAUCCCAUUUGUCCAAAUACAGAGAAGCACGAAGAUCAUCAUCUAGUUCUCGUGAUCGACUAUCCUCAACUAUCAAGGGGGAUUUUCUUUCACAGGCUAAGUAUGUGAAAACUGAGAAUCAUCAUACGUUACCCACCAAAGUUACUGCUAUUCCAAAUUUGCCGCAAAAUGUUCGCAGUGGUUUGAAAACAUCAAUGCAGAAAGUUGUCCAGCAGUUUAGAAGCUCAAAAGAUUCAAGAGCCAAUUCAAUGUCUGCUGAAAAUGAGAUGGGUUUUCCUUAUGAACUCUUUGUGGAACUUUACUGUUAUGACAAGAUGAAGCUAUUGCCCUUUGGCCUUACAAACUGUGGGAACAGUGAAAGGAAGGGAGAAGGAAGAAAUGAGUUUGGAAACUAUAUGUUUGUUUUGGAGCUUUAUCUCGAGAGAGGCACAGCCAGUCAAAAGAAGGGAUGGUGUUUUACAUGUGAGUUUGAAUAUCUAAUCCAGAAGGCAAAAGAAGGGAUUUCUCCACUUUCACCAAUUGGGAUAUUAUCUAAGAUACACAAGAUUGGAAGCCAUCUUGGGCAUGGGAGGGAAGAAGAUGCACAUGAGUUUUUGAGGUGUGCAGUUGAUACAAUGCAAUCUGUUUGCCUCAAGGAAGCCGGUGUUUCAAGUCCUUUGACAGAAGAAACAACUCUAGUUGGUUACACUUUUGGAGGUUAUCUUCGAUCUAAGAUAAAGUGCUUAAGAUGCCUGGGAAAAUCUGAAAGGUACGAGAGAAUGAUGGAUCUUACUGUUGAAAUUGAUGGUGAUAUUGGAACUUUGGAGGAGGCUCUUGGACAAUUUACGGCACCUGAAAUCUUGGAUAAAGAUAACAAGUAUAAUUGCAGCAGAUGUAAAACAUAUGAGAAAGCCAGGAAGAAGUUGACCGUAUUGGAGGCACCAAAUAUUCUUACAAUUGUAUUAAAACGAUUUCAGCAGUCUGGUAACUUUGAGAAGUUGAACAAGUCGGUUCAGUUCCCUGAGGUCCUGAAUAUGGCUCCGUAUAUGAGUGGAACAAAAGAUAAAUCUCCAUUAUACAGCCUUUAUGCAGUGGUUGUCCAUUUGGAUAUCAUGAAUGCUGCAUUUUCAGGCCAUUAUGUCUGUUAUGUGAAGAACAUUCAGGGAGAAUGGUUCAGGACUGAUGACAGCAGGGUAGAACCUGUCGAAUUGUCAAGAGUCUUAUCAGAAAGGGCAUACAUGCUUCUUUAUGCAAGGCACUCCCCGAAGCCACUGGGUUUAGUAAGUAGUCAUGCAAUCUCUUCUGCUGGAAAGGUCAAGAGGAGGUACCUGGAAGCCAUUCCUGCAACUUCUAAAACAAGAUCAAAUUCCAUGGCUACAAGCAGUGAUUCUCCCUCCCUACAGCUGAAGCUUGGCAAGUAUCCUAACUGGAAUGAUAAGAAUGGAGAUUCCAGUAUGGGGGAAGAAAUACGAUGGUGGAUUCUUCUAGUGAAAGCUCACUUUUCAGCUCGUCAGAUGCAAGUUCUUGUAGUACUGCAAGUAUCAAGGACUCAAGCCAGUUCUGCUGACUUCUCGGAUUACAUAUUUGGCGAGGUGGGACCCAAUUGGUAUAGCCACUAUGGGCUUUCAUCUAACAUGGUGGCAUCUUCCUCAUAUGAUAACUUGGAUAGAGAUUUCUUAGUGGAUAGUGGUGCAAGUAGAAGGUUCCGGCAGGAAACAGAAGAUAAAACAGUUUUGUAUGCUAACAAAAACAAAAAUCACAGUGGCAGUAGGGGAAUUGACCUUAAAAGAUAUAUCACUGCUAACCAUUAUGACAAAAAUUCUGGUGUACAUAAGUCAGAGUGA